Messenger RNA from Zingiber officinale, 1943 nucleotides. Its product is annotated as glucose-6-phosphate/phosphate translocator 1, chloroplastic-like. Gene Ontology annotation, cellular component: Golgi apparatus; membrane. The record is from RefSeq and is a predicted model, not a curated record. The transcript is spliced from 5 exons. Gene Ontology annotation, biological process: transmembrane transport. Bases 425 to 1630 code for a protein of 401 amino acids. Lineage: Eukaryota; Viridiplantae; Streptophyta; Magnoliopsida; Zingiberales; Zingiberaceae. Gene Ontology annotation, molecular function: triose-phosphate transmembrane transporter activity; antiporter activity; phosphoglycerate transmembrane transporter activity.
GUCCAUCCAUUGAACCAGUUCGGCAAUCGCUUUCCUCUCCUUCUCCUGGUCGAACGAUCAAUUCCUCACCGCACUUCACGUGAUCUCCGUGGUUUGUAUUUAUGUAUACUCUUCUCGCUUGAUCCUCGCAGUGUUCUUGGUUCAUCGCUCGAUCGCGGUUCUUGCGGCGGCGGCUGCGGCUGGCAGAGCAAAUUGAAGGCGAUUUUUGUUUUUUUUUGUAUUGGGUUUUGGGAGUUCUUUUGCUGUGGGAAGCAUCGAAGUUGCUAGAUUUUGAGGUUCUCGGUCGGUUUCCUCGUUGUUAUCGGCGUGAGGUCUCGAUCGAAUCGAUUUCUUUUUUGUAGUUUGGUUUUUUAUCGGUUUCUCCGCCGUUCCGGUUCAUAAGGUUCUCCUUGGAUCGCCUCUGGGGAUCGCAUUGCUUGUGAAGAUGAUCGCAUCCGUGAGUCAGUCCGCCGCCGGGAUUGGUGUUUGCGAUCUCGUCCGGCUCAAGGCGCCUUGUGUCAGGCCUCGGAUCGCGCCAGUUCACGCCGUGUCUGCGAUCAAAAACCUUGAUUUGACGCUUUCCACCAGGAAACCACUUUAUCUCGCGUCGCCGGAGCAGUCUGGGUUUGGAUUGCUCCACCGCGAUGGGACCUUGUCGGCCAUCAGGCCCCGUGGUCAUGAUUUCAAGUGCGAGGCCUACGAAGCUGAUAGAUCGGAGGUGCCUGAGAUCUCCCCUGAGCAAGCUCGUUCGACUUCGGCCCAGAGGGUAAAGAUCGGCGUCUAUUUUGCUACCUGGUGGGCUCUCAACGUUGUCUUCAACAUCUACAACAAGAAGGUCCUCAACGCCUUCCCCUACCCUUGGCUGACCUCCACCCUCUCCUUGGCGGCGGGUUCCCUCAUAAUGCUCAUUUCCUGGGCCACAAGGAUCGCCGAGGCCCCCAAGACCGAUUUCAAUUUCUGGAAAGCCCUUGCGCCGGUGGCGGUCGCGCACACGAUCGGGCAUGUGGCGGCGACAGUGAGCAUGUCAAAGGUGGCGGUCUCGUUCACCCAUAUAAUCAAGAGCGGGGAGCCAGCUUUCAGCGUGUUGGUCUCAAGGUUUCUGCUAGGAGAGACCUUCCCCGUGCCGGUGUACCUCUCGCUGGUGCCUAUCAUUGGUGGAUGUGCUUUGGCUGCAGUUACAGAGCUUAACUUUAACAUGAUUGGUUUCAUGGGUGCGAUGAUUUCGAACCUUGCGUUUGUCUUUCGGAACAUCUUUUCUAAAAGAGGAAUGAAAGGGUUGUCUGUUAGUGGGAUGAACUAUUAUGCUUGCCUCUCCAUCCUGUCCCUGGUGAUACUCACACCAUUUGCUAUUGCGGUUGAAGGACCUCAGGUGUGGGCUGCUGGAUGGCAGACUGCACUUUCACAAAUUGGUCCUAACUUCGUAUGGUGGGUAGCUGCGCAAAGUGUCUUCUACCAUUUAUACAACCAAGUCUCUUACAUGUCCUUGGAUGAGAUCUCACCUCUGACAUUCAGUAUUGGCAAUACUAUGAAGCGAAUAUCCGUCAUCGUCUCAUCCAUCAUAAUCUUCCGUACCCCUGUUCAGCCUGUCAAUGCCCUUGGAGCCGCCAUCGCCAUCCUCGGAACCUUCAUCUAUUCCCAGGCAAAGCUGUAAGGGAUGAUUCGAAGGGGAUGCGAUAAUAAAGUGAAGCUGCUCCAGUAGUAUAGGAUUUGGCCAUAGGUAUUUUUUUUGUAGAGUUCCAACAAGAGCCUUCUCUUGAGAAUAUACCAAGAUUCAUCGACUCAACAUAUUAAUUAUAAUUUUUGCUUGUAUCUUUAAUUUUCAUGCUCACUUUGGUGCUUGAAUCAGACAGUUCAAGGGAUGCCUUAACAGAAGGGAGUUAACUAAAAUAAUCCUUCUGAACAUAAUUGUAUUAUCGGGUGAAGAAGAUCCUUUAGCAAAACAGAAGUUGAAUUGUUUGCAGUAA